GGGCCCACCGGGAGAGAGUAACAGAGAGACAUCUCACCCUCCAGCUUGACCUGCGGAGCUGCUGUCCCUUUUCCGCCACCUUUUCCAACGCCAUUCCCAACCACCGUCUCCCCCCGUCUUCCAUUUUCUAGGGCACGUACUUCCUCUUCAAUGGAUAAUUCUCCUCCGUCGCCGUUGCCGCAGCCCUUGCACGAUGGCGCCGGAAUGAACCUCCAACUCCCCAUGCCCGACGUCUCCUCCACCCCACUCUGGGACUUGGGGGAUCUCCUCGACCUCGCUGCAGAUGAUCAGUUUUCCUUCUCUUUGGAGCAGGACAAUCUGCCCUCGGCCUCCUCUCAUUACCUCGAGAUUCAAUCCCAGACUUCCCUUCCUUUCAAUUCGGACCGAAUUCGGAAGCGCGACCCGAGGUUGACCUGCUCGAAUUUCUUGGCCGGGCGGGUUCCUUGUGCUUGUCCCGAGAUUGACGCGAUGCUUGAGGAGGAAGCAGCUGCCACGCCUGGUAAAAAGCGGGCUAGGACGGCGCGUGCUACGGCUGGAAUUGUUCGGUGCCAAGUACCGGGGUGUGAGGUCGAUAUUAGCGAGCUUAAAGGUUAUCAUAGAAGGCAUAGGGUUUGUCUUCGUUGCGCAAACGCUACUGCUGUGGUGCUCGAUGGAGAGACUAAAAGAUAUUGCCAGCAGUGUGGCAAGUUUCAUGUUUUAUCUGAUUUUGAUGAAGGCAAACGGAGUUGUCGAAGAAAAUUAGAGCGCCACAACAAUCGACGACGUAGGAAGCUUGUUGAUUCUGCAGCUUCUAUAGAAAGUGAUCGAUCAGGCGUGCCUGUGGAAUAUGUUUCUUGUGAUGGUGAUGUAGGUAAAGAUAACAUUCUUUUCAAUAACCAAACUGAUCAGAAGGAAGUUGUGCAUUUGGAGCCUGAACAUGGGCUGGUAACCUCCACUGUCUGUUCAGCUCCUGACCUGCAGAAUAUGGAUGACAGGUUAACUCUAUUGGCAAUGGGUGAAGCUCAAGUGGAUGGAGGAAAAGAUAAUUCCAAAUCUCUUACUUCAUCCUACUGCGACAACAAAAGCACAUAUUCAUCAAUGUGUCCAACAGGCCGAAUAUCAUUCAAGCUCUAUGAUUGGAAUCCUGCCGAGUUCCCUAGAAGACUUCGGCUCCAAAUAUUUGAAUGGUUGGCUAAUAUGCCUGUUGAGUUGGAGGGAUAUAUUCGGCCUGGUUGCAUAAUUUUGACUGCAUUUGUUGCAAUGCCGAAGUUUAUGUGGAUAAAGUUACUUGAAGAUCCCACGACACACGUGCACAAUUUUGUAGUUGCACGUGGAAGACCUCUUUGGGGGAGGGGCAACAUGCUUGUUUAUUUGAACAACAUGAUUUUUCGCCCUGUAGAAGGCAAAAGUGUAAUAAAAAUUGAGAGGGAUAUGCAGGCUCCAAGACUUCACUACAUACAUCCUACAUGCUUUGAGGCUGGAAAACCCAUGGAGUUUGUUGCUUGUGGAAGUCAUUUGCGGCAACCAAAAUUUAGGUCUCUUGUAUCUUUUGCUGGAAAGUAUCUUUCGCACAAUCAUUCUUUCGUUCUUUCCCAUUGUCAAAAAGAAGGUGAUGAUGCUAAGUGGAGCGACCACCAGUUGGUCAAGAUAUAUAUACCCCACACAGACCAUGAUCUUUUUGGCCCUGCAUUUGUUGAGGUGGAGAAUCAUUCAGGCUUGUCAAAUUUUAUUCCUAUUCUCAUUGGGGAUAGCGAAACUUGCUCUGAAAUGAAGACUAUACAGGAGCGGCUUGAUAUGUCUCUGCUUGUCGAAGCUACUGGUUCUUCACAUGAAUCUUGUGAACAUUCUUCAUUGAGACAAAAAGUACAUUCAGAACUCAUGAUGGACAUAUCUUGGUUGCUUAAAAAGCCUUCGUCAGAGCAUGUGCAGCAUAUUAUGAAUUCGUCACAAAUUCAAAGAUUCACUCGGUUGUUGAAAUUUUUGAUACGCAAUGACUCAACUGUCAUUUUAGGGAGAGUUUUAGAACAUCUUAAGAUUGUCAUGGAAAAUGUAGAAUCAAAUGUGGCGGUUAACGGCUUCAGUUAUCCCGAUUUAAGGUUUUUUGAGAAGUAUUUGGAUUCUGCAAGAGAUGUUCUUCAACUGAAUCUUCAUAAAACUGGGAAUUCAGUGCUACACUUCGGACAUCCUAAGUCUAAAGGGGACCGUGUUUCUCAAAGCUGCUCCGAGAACAAAUUGGUUUCUGUUGUUCCCGGGAUUAUACUGAAAAUGGAGUCGAGAGAAAAUGGCCAUUUUCGAACAGUGACAGGUUCAACUUCCAUUGGUAGUGUGGAAACAGUCCCCCUUUUAAACAAAAAUCUUGGCAAGAAAAUAACUGUUCAAGCCUUUACAGUGAAAGAAGAAAGCCGAAAGCAAGAACAUUCAAGAAAGUCAUGUGGUCUUCUAUUCUCUGGGGCUCAUUUUAGGCGUCAGACAACAUUGUUUGCAGUUACCUUCGUUGCUGUUUGUUUUGGAAUAUGUGCAGCUUUAGUUCAUUCUCACAAGGUUGGCGACUUUGCUGUUUCGAUCCGUCGGUGCUUGAUCGAUAAGUUGUAGAACAAGAAGGAUCUGAACUUGAAAAUAACUCUUCUGGUCCAUUCUUUUGUUCUGCUGAAAAUUAGUUCAACUGCCCGCCCGCCCACCUGUGGCGUCCCCUUUCUCCAGCGAAUGCGAAAUGGACGCCACGACCAAAACUUGGUCUCACUGCCAAGCCAAGAGGUUACCUACAUAGUUUUGGUGUGUUUAGGGCAAAAGCCUCUGUAUCAUUCUAUUGUUUGAUACUGAUAUUACUGUUCUAAGUCUGGUCGAUCGAUGUGAAUUUUAUCCCGGUAACGACAUGGAGUUCGUAGUCUGUUUUUGGUUGCAUUGGAUGCGGGAUUCCUAAGUUUUGUACAUUUGUAUCUCACCUGAAGUAAGUUCAAGCAGAUGCUGGACCUCUGUAUUGUAAUAAUUUCCAGGUUUCACGGCUAAAAUGAAUUUCUCAUUCAUCACAGUCAAGACGGGUUUUCAAUGCUUUCGAAGUCGAUAUUUCUA
Cucurbita maxima (winter squash) is the source of this 3048-nucleotide messenger RNA. Its product is annotated as squamosa promoter-binding-like protein 7. The record is from RefSeq and is a predicted model, not a curated record. NCBI's taxonomy places the organism in Eukaryota, Viridiplantae, Streptophyta, Magnoliopsida, Cucurbitales, Cucurbitaceae. Gene Ontology annotation, cellular component: nucleus. Bases 151 to 2571 code for a protein of 806 amino acids. Gene Ontology annotation, molecular function: DNA binding. The transcript has 10 exons.